Messenger RNA from Actinia tenebrosa (Australian red waratah sea anemone), 2525 nucleotides. RefSeq names its product QRFP-like peptide receptor. Lineage: Eukaryota; Metazoa; Cnidaria; Anthozoa; Actiniaria; Actiniidae. The record is from RefSeq and is a predicted model, not a curated record. Gene Ontology annotation, molecular function: G protein-coupled receptor activity. Gene Ontology annotation, cellular component: plasma membrane. Gene Ontology annotation, biological process: G protein-coupled receptor signaling pathway.
CCAUAGUGGACGGCGAGAAGUAAACCUGCUCGCUCCUUGAAAAUGCAAUUUGGGACUUCUCUUCAUCAGAAUAUAAGCACUUUCAAUAUGAGCGGUGUCUUAAAGCUACAUAGAACUGGCAAUGGAUCUAUGGACUCCCUCUCAACCGCAUUACCGCCUUUCGUGUCUCAACUAUUCUAUUACUACGCCAUGGUUAUUCUCAUCGUCUCUGUGGCUUCAAACCUUCUUGCUUUAGUAGCAUGCCUUCAGUCGUACUGCCGUAACCCAUCUGUAAUGCUAGGCUAUCUUGCCAGUCUUAGUGUUGCAGAUCUGUUGUUUGGACUCUUGGCUUCCUUUAAUGCGAGUGUUCAUUUUUCAUUAUCAGGAGAGCUGGCAUGCAAGCUGGAAGGCUUUUUAACAGAGACGUGCUAUACUUCGACAAUAUUGAUCCUGAAUGCUAUCAGCUAUGAAAGAAUGACGGUUGUAGCGACUCCAAUUUUGGCACGAACAAGACGCUUCAAGUUCCGAAGAUGGCUCCCAUUACUCGUCUGGUUGAUCUCGCUAUUCAUUUGCAGUCCUUUGUUAUUUAUCUAUAGUCAAACUCCAGGUUAUUGCACCAACAAACAGCUUGGAAGUAUUGCUCGUCAGGUCUUUUACGCCUUUCAAACAUUCACUCUUUUCUUUGUAUCUCUCGUCUUCAUGGUCUGGGCACAYAUAAGAAUUUUUAAGACAUUAGCAAAGCAUAGUGUAUUUAGACUAAGUUCCUCAGGCACAUCUUCGAUUUUUCGUAGUGAAGAAAAACUGUCCAAGAUGUUGGUAGUCGUCGUAAUAGUUUUUUGUGUGUCUUAUAUUCCUUUUAUGACUCUKUUUCUGAUGGCAAACUUUGGACUUGAAGAAAAUACAUUAAUCUGGAAAACCUCUUGGAGGGUUUCCCAGCUGCUAGUCUUCACACAGUCUUGUGUAAACCCGUUUAUAUAUUGUUUUUUCAGCAGACAAUUCCGCAAGGCUUGCAGAGAUGUACUAACUUGCCGUUGUAGAGCUGUAAAGGUUUCUAGCAGGAGAAUACGGGCUGUUUCUCGAGGAACGUCGCUAGAGCUUCAAACUGCUCACAUUUUUGAAACGCCGCRGGUAGGCGCGAACGAAAAAGAAGUCACUGUAUUGUAACACUGCCAUCAUUAGUUAACUUCAUUAACAACAAGUCUUUCACGUGGACACUUUUUUUCCGUUUCAACUAUCUUAGCAAACGUUUGAUUUAGCCUGGGUACACACUGUAAAAGAAAAAUAUUUGCUUUUUGUUCAAGAAAAGAGAAAGAAUAUCACAAAAGUUGGAAAACGACAGGACAAAGCCUAAAAAGGGCCCUAAGCAAACUUGCUUGAAAUGCACUUAUUAUCUUCUUUUCCGAGUACAGAAAAGGAAAAUAUGUGUUAAAACCUACGAGAAGGAAAUGGAAAUUGAGAGACUUGAGUACAUGAAUGAAAACGCCUGGAGCAUGUUUUCAGUAUUUGGAGUAGUCGAUAUAUCAACCACACUGAUAUCCAUUAAAUACUGUACUGUAUUCUCAUAAGCAAAGCUAGCUGAGUAUUAUCGGCUCUGAUGUAUGUAUACAUGUGUCGAUCAAAAUGGCAACUAGGAACCAUUUGUUUUGCGGACAAGACGCGUGGUUAUAUCUUGGUUUGAGGGUUGAUUGCAUAUCGAUAGCAUCAAACACUUAGCUUGAAAACCAGGAGGUACACAAGUCAAGUCUUUGAUCUUAAGAAGGAUUCUUUGGGUACGCCUAAAGCAAUACUAAUUUUUGAUAUUUUUACAGCCAAUCCAUGUGGCCGGUGCACUGGCUCGAGCCCUGCGGACACGAUAUGUGAAUUGAAUUUGUUUGAUGUGUUGCUCUCUCGGGUUCUUCGGUUUUCUCCCUUCGUUAAAAUCAACAUGUGAGUUGGGCGUUGUGUGCAUAGAACAUUGAAUGUAGUGGUAGUGUGUGUGAGUGAAAAGUGCCUUCAAUUAAUGAGAAAGCGCCGGAACGACGUAAAUAAAGAUAUAUAUUUUUAUCUUUACAGCCAUAAGCGUUCAGCUCGCUCGUUCUGGGGUUUUCCGGCAAAGCUGUUUUUACAAUCAUCUAUGUCAUACACGGGAAGACUAGUUUCUGAUUUAUUACAAAGUCGUCGAGGUURAUUUGAGCUGAAACCUUAGUGUAAGUUAUCAUUCGAUCCAAUAGAAUCGCUAUCAUCAUUCACGUAUCGAAAAUCUUCCUCCGAUCCAGAAUGCACCAGCCAAGUAGAUAUGAUAGUAGUACAGAGCCUGACUGUUAUCUCUGUUACUGAUCGUAUUACUUAGCGAACAGACUUAAAAUAAGUGGAAGAAGGGGAUUAAAGAUUCAAUACUCAACGAAAGCCAAUCUAAAGUCCUUUGUAAUAACGCUUUUCAGCCCCCGGGAGGUUUGUUCUUAUUCUUUGCGGCAUUCACAAAAAUUCCCAGUUUUGAAUCAAAAGAUGUGACUGAGAAAYUUCUGAAAGACCAACGUUAAAAUGAAAAGAAAAGACGGCACCCUGCU